Molecule: messenger RNA, 1269 nt
Organism: Pocillopora verrucosa
Lineage: Eukaryota; Metazoa; Cnidaria; Anthozoa; Scleractinia; Pocilloporidae
Source: RefSeq, a predicted model, not a curated record
UUCUGUGACGCAGACCAAUGCCGAAAGUUGGAGUUUACGCCUGAAAAAGCAUUUGAUGGCAGACGUCUUAUAAACCACGUCAUUCGCAUCGUUGAAGUUCUGACAAUGAAUUUUUGUGAGAACAUGUGUUAUAUGGAACCUGACUGUGUCAGCAUUAAUCUUGAUAAACGAGUGAGUGAACAUGGAGAGUACAAAUGUGAAUUGAACAAUGUUACUCACGAAAGACACGAACACGACCUGAAGAAGGAAGACAAUCAUUUUUAUCAUGCAGCUGAGAGCGCUUGUGUUGAUAACCCUUGCCGUAACAAUGCUACUUGUCAAACCGGUUUUACUGACAAAGGAUAUCGCUGUUUGUGCACCGCUGGAUUCAAAGGUCCAAGGUGUAAGAAAGAUUUCGACGAGUGUGCUGCAGGAAAAGCGAACUGCAGUGCUGAUGCUGUGUGCAACAAUACUAAGGGAUCGUACAACUGUACAUGCAAACAGGGAUACUAUGGAGAUGGAAAUAUCUGCCGUUCGGCUUCGACGUGUAAGGAAAUUUUCGACCGGAAUGUAUCGCAACGAAGCCAAGUAUACCCGCUGAUGUUUGGUUCACAAACGAUUCCUGUUUUCUGUCAUAUGAGAAACUUUGGAUGUGGGGAUGGAGGAUGGACGCUGGCCAUGAAGAUUGCCGGCACGCAGAGAACUUUCCAUUACGAUUCCGAAUUCUGGAGCAACAGAAAUGCCUAUAACUUUGCUGGAGGCAAGACUGGCUUUGAUUCCCAAGAGACUAAGUUACCAACCUACUGGAACACAUCCUUCUCCAAGAUCUGCCUCGGUACGAAGAUUGAUCAUCAGCUCAAGUUCAUUGUCAUCCACAGGCACGCCAACUCACUGUUCUCACUGAUCGCUGAUGGGAAAUACCGUGCCACCUCACUGGGUCGUAACACGUGGAAGUCGCUGGUUGGUCCACAGGCCUCCUUGCAGCUCAACUGCAAUAAGGAAGGAUUCAAUGCGGUGGGAGACAGCCCUAGUCAUUCCAAAGCAAGAAUCGGCAUCACGGCUAACGAGCAGAAUGACUGUGGUUCCUGUGACUCCCGCAUCGGUUUUGGCACAGGAGGUCAACCUGAUGAUUCCAACACGUGCGGAAAUGAGGCAACGUGGAGUCCAGAUAAUGGAAUCAAGCACAUCAAAGCCAUGGGGUACAUCCUAGUACAGUGACAGGGGACAGAGUUAACUUCCCAAAUUUUAAGCCGAGAAGCCAUCAUGAAGUAGAAAAUGUAGUAUCCUAAA